UUGCCAAGGAGCCACAUUUCACUCUCGUUCCCGGAUGAGUGACAGUCGCGAGCGUUAAACCCCAUCGUUUUUGUUUGUUUGUUGUUUUAGACCCAAUUAUUGAAAUUCGUAGAUUUUUUUUGGUUUGCACGUGUGCAUAUCGAGGUGGCGGAUGCGGCUUUCGACUCGGGAGACGUGUGAGUGAACCGGCGCGGGGACAGCAUGGUCUCCCCGAGUCUCUGCCGCUCUCCGUGAACCAUGGCCGACCUGGAUAAAGCGCUACAGGAUCUCCGGCUCUUUGUUCAGUCCGGGUCUGCAGCACCAGGGCAAACUGGGAGGACAACCAUAAUUCAGACUUCAGAAGCGGAUCCAUCGGCACGCAUGAUCAGCCAAAAAUCCAACAAGAAGAUUUCAUUCGAAGGCCUGAGCGUGUCUGGAUCAGGGGCUCAGGUGACGGCUGGGGGGGCGGGGGGCUCGCAGCACACCGACCUUCUCAUCCUGGAGGAGGGUGACCUGGCUGCGUCCGGCUCCGCCGGUCUCUCUCAGUCGUCUUCUGCGUGGAGCUCCGGCGGCGGCGGGUUGCUGCUGAGCUUUGACUCGGUUGGUGCGGGGGCCGGGGGUGGCCUUGCCGAACGAGCGAUCUACGAAGAAGUCCGCUACGGCGGCGCUGACGGGGAAGCCCAGGGCUUCACCACGGCGGGCCGACAGGUGGAGACCGCCUGGUCCUCGGGGCGUGGAGGAGGUUUCGUCUCGUCGGGAGCAGCGGCAGGUGGCGAGGUGCUGGCGAGGGACCGGCUGGAUCUGUCUUCGGGGUCUUCGGGUCGCACGUUCGCCGGCGAGGUGAGAGGCGGUGAGUCCGGCUCUUUCUCCUACGCUCACUCAACGUCCGACGCGCAGCUCAUUGGGGGUGGAGGCACCAAGGUCGUUCAUUCUACCACGACGAGCGGCGGAGGUGGUGGAAGCUGGUGGCGGAGGGGCGGUGGUGGUGGUGGUGGAGGGGCCGUGGGCCAAAGUGUCAUCCAGACCACGACCAAACGAAUCGAGCACGGCCCCGUUGUGGGCGCGACCUUCAGCACCGGCAGCCGAGGAGGAGGUGGCGAGGUGACUCAUCAGUCAUCUCUGGUGUCCGGUCCGAGUCGUGGUCAGUCGGGGACUCAGGUCACCAGCCGCGCCGUGGAGAAGACAGUGUCACCCAGUGGGAUGCCCGCCUUGCCGCCCAAGUCCGGCACGACCGUGACCACAGCCGCUCACUCCUCCCGCAAGUCCACGGGCGUGACCCCUGCCACGCCGCCCAGCCCGGGUGGCGCCGCUCGCUCGGCCACGAUGAGCUCCACGCAGUUCGGGACCCGGGGCCGCUCCCCCCUCUCCAGCCUGGAGCGACGCAGCGCCAAGCCCACGGUCAACUUGAGCUACGACAUAGGAAGCUCGAGUGACAAUUCUUCCCCCGAAGUCACCCGCAAGGAAAUCAAUGUUGCACGAGGUAGAAGCCAAUCUCGAGAGAGCCAGAUCCGAGCUCGCCUGCAGAGCGCUUCUCCCGACGGACGAUGGGCCGACCUGAACGACGUGAAGCGCCUUCUGCGCGGCACGCGCUCCUCCAGCUCGAGCCCCCCGCGCACGCUGCCCAUCCCCAAGAAGCCCCCCCUGCCCAGCAAGAGAGAGGAGCGCUCCGAUGAGGAGGCCCUCAUCAAAGUGGACGAGAGCAUUUCAGUGUACGGGCAGUACGGGAUGGAGUCAUCGAAGGCAGGCGGUGGCAUGGACCCCAAGCUGUCGGCAUAUGCCAUGCACGCCAGCCUGCCCGGGGGAGCCCCGAUGAUGGCGCAGGCGGCAUCGGCGGGGGGAGGAGGAGGAGUUGGAGGAGGAGGCGGAGGAAUUGGCUUUCGUGGGGGCAGCCAGGCCAUGCAAGGUGGCUACGGCAUGAUGGGAAUGCCCAUGGGAUCCGGGCAGCACCACGGCAUGGGUCCCAUGUACUCAGAUGCCAUGAUGCAGAAGCAGGCUGAGCAGCAGUUUCUCGUCAACGACCUCAAAGGAGGACCCAUGUUUCAGCCGGAGUUCUUCCCUAAAUUGGAGUCGGAGAAGCAGUAUUUUGUCAACAACCUCAGAGCUGGACAACUGGAGGAAGAGAAGAGGCAGUUAAUGGCAGCGUCUGCGGCCAGGAAAGGGGACACCAUCGACUCACGGGCCGAGACAGUCGUGAUGAGCAAGGCAGUCGGCGCCGAGAAGGCGGCGGUGAUGGAGGUGCGCACGAAGGAGAACGGAGGGAAGGUGUGCGCCUGCUGCUCCUGGUGGAUGUUCAUCCUGGCGCUACUGCUCGCCUGGCUCUUCCUGCUUGGGCUGCUCCUGGGCCUCCUCUCCCUCGCGAACGAAGUAUCGUCGCUGAAGAGCCGCGUCAUCGAUCUGGAGGGGCAGAAGACGUCAGACGGCGUGCGGCUGCGUCAGGUGGGCAACCAAGUGUUUCUGGAGGGGGCGCUCACCGACUCCGACAUGGGGGCCAGCGGCGGGAGAAGCGGCUCCUCGUUGGGGGCUGCCGGCGGCCGUGGCCGCUCCGGGGGGGGGCUCGCCGACCUCAACGAGGCCGGCCUGGAGAGCCUCAUCACCAGCAUCCUCGCCUCUGAGAUGCGGUCCGACAACAUCGUGGCCCGGUUCAGAGGUCAACAGGGAGACAAAGGAGACAUUGGACAGAAAGGUUCAAAGGGAGACUCAGGCGAUCGAGGUGCAGAGGGCACGGUCGGCUUCCCUGGCAUCAGAGGGGAUCCCGGAGUGCAGGGAGAAGUCGGUCUGCCAGGCCCCAAGGGUCAGCCUGGUUUACAAGGAAUGGCUGGACCACCCGGGCCAGAGGGACCGAAGGGAAUUAAAGGAAGCCAAGGGGAGCCAGGCACUGAGGGGCCUGCCGGGCCAAGGGGCAGGGAGGGCCUGCCCGGCCCACGCGGAGAAACAGGGCCUCCCGGGGCCGGGGAGAAGGGAGAGCGAGGUGGCCUUGGAGAAUCAGGUCUCCCUGGGUCCCCUGGUCUGCCUGGUUCUAUUGGUCCUAAAGGUUUGCAAGGCAUUCAAGGACCACCUGGAUUCCAAGGCAGUCCCGGCACGGCUGGUUCCAAGGGUGAUGCAGGAACCCCUGGUGCGAAAGGUGAUAAGGGCAUUGACGGAGCUCCUGGAGUUAAAGGCGAGGCUGGUGAACGAGGACAGAGAGGUGCUGCCGGCGAAGUGGGUGCUCGAGGUCCUGCCGGGACCCCUGGGGAGCCCGGAGUCAAGGGGGUGGCAGGUGACGGUGGUGCUGAGGGGCGGCCAGGAUCCAGAGGCGAGCCAGGGCUUGUUGGACUUCCUGGGCCGAGGGGACCUCAAGGAAACCAAGGCGCUCAAGGCCCACAAGGACCACCCGGGCAAGCAGGUACUCCUGGAGAGCCAGGGAAACCAGGAAUCCCUGGAGAAGCAGGCUCUAAAGGAGAAACUGGCAAUCCUGGAAAGAUUUUGAAUUUCGACGGCUCGCAGAGCUUUGCUGUCCCCGGCCCCCCUGGUGCCCCUGGCCCCCCUGGCCAACCCGGAGUUCAGGGAGUUCCAGGCAUUUUGGGACCUUCAGGAAGUGCAGGCAUCCCAGGAGAGAAGGGAGAGAGAGGAGACCGAGGACCCAAGGGAGACCAGGGAGAGCCAGGGGACAGGGGCCCGCCUGGACGAGCCAGAGCGACCGAUGAGGUGCAAGGCAUCCCGGGACCCCCGGGACUUCCCGGACCCCCCGGGCCUCCUGGGCCUAAAGGCAGAGAUGGGUUAUCGGGCUCAGGAUCAGAUGUUCAGGGGCCACGCGGAUUACCAGGGCCUCCGGGCCCCCCAGGUCCUCCAGGUGCGGGCUCAAUUGGCCCUCCCGGAUUGACAGGACCACCUGGACCGAAGGGCGACUAUGUCACUGGACCACCAGGGCCGAUGGGGCCUCCAGGAAAUGACGGGAAACCUGGGGAGCAGGGGCUGCCCGGUCUCCCAGGUUCAGUCGGCAAUCCUGGUAACGCGGGUCAAGGGCAACCAGGAGAGCCCGGUCCACCCGGAAUCCCAGGCUUUGCUGGACCACCAGGACUGGAUGGGCCAUUGGGUCCACCUGGGCAAAAAGGAGAUGUUGGUGACACUGGAUAUCCAGGCCAGCCAGGAGAACCAAGCCGAGAGCCAGGCCCACCUGGGUCUCCUGGUCAGCCAGGCUACCCAGGAGAUCCCGGCCCACCCGGGGAAUACGGCGCCACUGGCCAACCUGGCGAACCCGGCCCUAUGGGCCCACCUGGGAGCCCUGGAACACCGGGCGAGAAAGGCGAAAGCGGAGAUCCCGGCGUGCCCGGAGCUCCAGGAAUCCCAGGGCGGCCUGGUGCCCAGAAUGGACCAGGGCGUGGUGGCGGUGUUGUGGGAAUUCCUGGGCCACCAGGACCUCCUGGCGCACCGGGACCAGCAGGAGGGCCUCCAGGACCAUUGGGUGCUCCAGGGCUCCCUGGCCCUGCAGGGUCUCCAGGUGUACCUGGUUCCACCCUCCCUAUCGGAGCCUUUGCGAGGUUUGUGGGGCCUCCUGGGCCACCUGGACAACCUGGCAAGGGCUCAGAAGACGGCGGUUUUGGCAUGAAGGGACAGAAAGGGGAGCCGGGCAUUCCAGGUGCAGCAGGAGUUCCCGGGGCAACUGGUCAAGAGGGACCUGCAGGACCCAAAGGAGACAGAGGUGACUCUCCAUACAGACGGAGGAGAAGCAUCGCGCUAUAACACAAUUUACUAACAGAAUUCAAGACGUGUACAUAUAUCGUAGUUAUGGGACUUUUUCUUCCUUUUGUACAUGCAUGCCUGUAAACAUGUGUAUGCCCCAAGUCAAAUAAGGAGGGUGUAUUGUUACGCAUUAAUGCUUACAUUGCAAUUACAUAUAUAUAAAAAAAUUUAACCAAUUAGAAUAGCAUUUUGUUGAAACCAAUCCAAUGUAAUUGUCAUAUUACUCCAGCCUUAAAAAAAUAUACAAAUGAGCCCCAGCCACUCUUAACAUGUGCAUAUUUUAUUCCAAUUCCCUCUUCCCAACACUAUAAUCAUUUUUUUAAAUGUGGCCUUCCCUGUUUCCCACCUCUGGUUUACUACGAACAUAACCUUGCCAUUGUUUGACAGUGUGAUAAACUUAUACUAGGUACAUUAAAGUAACACUUUUAAAACAAUCAAGAUAAAAAAAAUUGAAUAUAUCAGUAAAAUAUUACUAUAGAGGGUUGCUAACCCUCGAGUUGUAUCCGCUUGUGGCGAGUACCGUGUAUUGUGGUACAAUAGUUAGCGCGCUGCCCUCUAUGAACCCGGGGAGCCAUUAGAUUCCUGGCCACACCUAACACGUGACACCAAAAGUCCUGCCCUUGUCUUUACAAACCCACACUGCAGCUUGAAGUGUGGUUAAACAAAAAAACACCCAUUGGCCAACACGGCUUGGAGGAGGCCAUCAUCCAUUGGUGGAUGUAGAGGGGCUGUAUUUUAUUCAUUAUAACUGCUUCCAAUGAGAUCAGCAUCCAGCAAGGAGUCAGGACAAUGAGGCUGGGAGUUUGAGGGCAGCAUCACUGAUGAAACAUGGAGUUGGAUUGAAAAGCUUGUAAUUGUACUGCUAAUUAUUACCCAUCUUAAUUCAGUGAAACUAGGCUAGCUUUUUGUUAUAGUAAACACACAAAAGAGGCAGAAUACAUCACUACAAACAUUGCAUUUUAUUGACUGCAAAUGAGAAGUCAAACAUACAGGUUAGACUACUGUAAAGUGUUCUCUUCGGUAUUGUGGCUUCAACGUGUGGUUGUAGGAUUUUGACAACAGCUUUCCAUUUCUCUGACAACAGUUAGGCACUCAAAUUAUUCACCUGCCAUGCUCAGAUACCUCGUGGGGCUUUAAUAAGACAUGUUAUCCUUUCAACCUCAUCUUGAAGGCCUUAACAUUAAAUUAAAUUGCAUUGAGGUCAUGAGGUCAACACAGAAAUAGCUGUCCUAUUAAAGCGGCACUUCCAAGCAAUGACUAUUGAGAACCAAUCUCUAAGAUUGUUUCGCAAGUAAGUAGGGAACAUGAAGUGUCUAUGUGAAUGCCUUGAGUUUAUAAACUUCUACCUUUCCUUUCAACUUCAUGCUUGAUAGCCAGAAGAAGCAUUAUGGACGAAGCAUCUGUCCAAACACAGCCCAUCCUAAGCUUAACUGCGUUCAGCAUGACACUAUGUCAUCGACAAGAUAUUCCAUGCACGUGCAUAAAGAAAAACGGGACUAGGUACACAUCCUAUUCAAGUACUCGAGAAAAUAACAGUAGCAAAUUGACCAGUUUUUAGAGAAUAAAAGGUGUCAGCUGUCCACAACCAUUUACAGUAGUAUAACACAGCUUGUUUUCCUUUGAAUACAGGGCGCCUAUUUCCCAACUUUUAAAUCACAAUGUCACAACAUGAGAUGGGAGGGUGGGGGGGGUAUUAACAGCUUUCCUACUGCCGCAUGCUAUACUCCUACACAUACCAGCGGCUUCAGAGCACAUUUUAUCAGGCUACCUUCACUCUGAAUUAGUCUUUAAAAGGGCACGGUAAAAUAACAAUCUGAACUGUACGUGAAAAAAUAUACUGUUUAACACAACACCGAAUGUCAACUUUGUCACUCGAUACGUUUUACGGCACCCUUUUAAAUAAAACUUUCAAAAAUAUUAUCCGGACACGAUCUUUGUCCUCCAAAAGCAGCAUCAAAAUCAAAAAGAUAAACAGUUCAAACAUGCAAAUUCUAAUGUUUCAUACACAUUUAGCAAGCCAUGUUAUAAGUCCACAGGUUUAUCAAAACUCCACGGCAACAUGUUGUAAUGUAAUUUUUCUAUCAAUUUAUAGCAUAUGCACUGAGCUACAUCAAACGCUAUAUAGACGGUAUAUUUUGUACACGUUUUUGUUACAAAAAAAUAUAAGCUUGUUUGUUAAAUCUAUGCAACGUAGAUUUCUAUUGCUUUCGCUUUUAUUCAAGUUGCGCAUCUAUCCAUCCAUAUAUAGCAUUCAUAUGAAUAAUAUUUGCAUUCACCCGAAAAGUCGCUGCUGCAUAAUACUGUGGCCCAUCUACGGCACUACAAUACUAUCUGGCUAAAGGUUGAUGGGGAGGGGAAAGUGCUUAAGUGAUCUGGUGAAAUUUGGUGUUAAAAACCACUCUGUGAAAACUCGUUACGGACAUCGGCCAUCGGGCUGAAUAUUCCUUACCCGCGUCAAAUAAAACCAAUUAGCCACCAUCCAUGACUAUAGUCUGCACAGCAUACACCGUGGUCCCUUUUACACUAUGCUUCCAUGUGCUUUUAAUACUGUCCAUUGAUGUUAUUUUAUUAUUUCGCUUUACAAAUUACGUCAAAAAUUUGCUGCUUAAACCUGUCUCACCCAAACCUUAUAGUAAAGUUCCAUCCUGUCCAUUAUUCUUAGCAUAGAUUAUGCAUUUUCCCUUGGCUCAUUUUAAUUGUCAGGCUAUAGCUAUGACCACUUUGGAAGGGGAUUUCAAAGCAAGGUUCAGGUGGGAGGGUAUAGUUCUAUAAUUCGCAUCUAGAAUCAAACAACUGUUAAAAGCUUAACUGCAAUCAAGAGUAAACAAUUCCACAUCUGGUUGAAAAGUUAGGAAUGCAUUACUGUGGUUUUGUAAAAUAAGCCCGUCAAAUAAUGUUCAAUUAUUUUAAUAUCACACCCUUUAAAUUUCUCAACAUUACAUAAAGCAUUAACGUGUGUAAUGUGUUUUGAUAUUUCCAAUGUGGUUAUGAAUUGGAGGUGCUACACUGUCUGAUAUUGUUUAUCAAUUGACCAAUGUCAAACUAUAACAUUUUCCAAGUGUUUGCUUUGAAACCAAGAUUAUGACAAUACAUUUUAAAAUGGAAACAGUAAUGUAGUUGAAGUUUAAAAAAAUAACGGUACGAUUAACAGUUUGCUACAAUGUUAUCCAAGUCAACAAUCACAGUUUACACAAGGCUUUUGUGUGAUAAAUGUUCUGCAAGUACAAAAAAAAUAUGAUUUUAAAUUAGUAAGCAUCUGCAUUCCAGUGUCAACAGCCAGCAGAAAUUUUUUCAGAAGCCAGUUGACUGGGAGGUCGUGACUGGGUAGAACUUGGCGAUACGGCUGGGGGCACUGGGGUUCAAGCACUCCGAUUCGCCACUCGUGGCAAAAAACAUCUCCUGCUCUUGCCGCUUUCGUGCGAACUCCUCCUCCAGUGCCUACGGAGGGGCAUGGCAUUGGCAGGUUAGGUAACGUGGUCAGGUCGACGGAAGUAUUAAACGUAUUUAUGAUUGAAUACCGUAACACGGGACAAACAUCUGCACGCGAGUGUGCGCAAGCUCCACCUGCUUGCGUGGGCGAAGCUUGUCGCGCCACGUCUUCAGCUCCUGGGUGUGCUGCUCAUCCAGCUCCUUCAACUUCAUGGUCUCAUGCUCCACCAGUAGGUGACACUUCUCAUUCUAAACCACAAGCAAAAUUAAACUGGAUCAUAUGUA
Messenger RNA from Lethenteron reissneri (Far Eastern brook lamprey), 8412 nucleotides. RefSeq names its product collagen alpha-1(XVII) chain-like. Gene Ontology annotation, biological process: extracellular matrix organization. Lineage: Eukaryota; Metazoa; Chordata; Hyperoartia; Petromyzontiformes; Petromyzontidae. Gene Ontology annotation, molecular function: extracellular matrix structural constituent conferring tensile strength. The record is from RefSeq and is a predicted model, not a curated record.